Porites lobata is the source of this 8516-nucleotide messenger RNA. NCBI's taxonomy places the organism in Eukaryota, Metazoa, Cnidaria, Anthozoa, Scleractinia, Poritidae. The record is from the annotation of a GenBank genome assembly.
AUGAUCGCGUCCGUUUCUACAAUUUCAGGUGAACUUGGUGGUAAUAUAGGCUUGCUUCUCGGCUGCAGUGUACUGAUUAUCUGCGAGGUUCUUCGACUUUUUGUCGGAAUCAAUUAAGUCCCGAAUAAGGCGCCCUAAUAAACAGAAUACUGUUUCUUUGAGCGAUUUUUGACUCAAGUUGUCAGUAAUAUUGUUCGACCUGUAGAUCUAUAGAAAUUAGAAAUAUGGACAACACAUAAUCACAAGAACAUCAUAUUUUAUCCCAACGAUUGUUAAAUCAUCACGCCCUGACUAGUUUUGAACAAGCCACAAGUAGCAAAAUAAACUUUUAAGAUUAUCAGUAAGAUUCAGAUUAUCUGUUUUUGUUGCUGUUGUUCUACAUUAUCUUUGUUGCCAGAUGAUAAAAAAUACCAGACGCAUGUUUACUGAACCGGCCUGAGUCCCAGGGGUUCUCCCUUAUUUGGCCUUAAUAAUGAACAGAAUAGUGUCUCUUCGAGCGACUUUUGACUCAAGUUGUCAACAAAACUUUUCGAAGUGUAGAUCUAUAGAGAUUAAAAAUAUGGACAAAACAUAUUCUUUCACGUAAUCACAAGGAUAUCAUGUUUUAUCCUUCGUCCUAUUUAAUAUGGCGCAAGACGAAGGACGACCUAUUGCGACUUCGUCGCUCGCUUGGCCGCCUCGCGGCCUAAAAAGUUCGCUCCGCUCGCUAAGAAACACGUGAGGUCGACUUGUGGCAAGCAGCGCCGUAGCUAGUAUGAGGCCAACCGAGGCACUCGCCUCGGUAAAAUUUUGACGAAUUUCGUCGAUCAUUUAUAUUUUACAUAAGCGAUCAUCGGAUAUUUUUAACGCAUCAUGAUAUUACAAAGAAUUCAGCAAUUCAGUCAAUAUACUAUGAAAAAAUUACCAUAUCAUCGAUCUCAAGGGGCUACGUACGUUAACUCAAAUUUUUUUUGAACAAAUACUGAUCAAAACCAUUGGCGAGGUUAACGGUCACCCAGAUUAUGUAGCUUGUUUCUGAUUAUUGCUUUUUAAAUUCCACUUAAAUUAACUCGAAAAAAAGUUACCGAAAGGCCCAGAAAACGCUGCAAAUCGCAUUUCCGAGAGACUAAAGUUCAAAAUUUCUCGGGGGGGGCAUGCCCCCGAACCCCCCUAGCAACUCCCGCCUGCCUCGGUUGGCCGUUUGGUCUGGCUACGGCACUGGUAAGUCUAGUUUUAUCCAACGAUUGUUACAUUAUCACGUCUUGACUAGUUUUCAACAGGCCACAGGUAGCAAAAGUUUUCAGUCUUUGUUUCAGGUGUAAAAAGUCAAGGUUUCGCUUUCAUAGUUAUGUUCAAAGACACAGCCAACUGCAAUACCGUUAUCAUACAAAAAAGCAAAAAACAAAAAGCCAGACCCUUUAGAACCUCUAAUUUAAUUGGACCUCUAGCCGUCACAGCUCUUUCAAAAUUCGAGCUAGGUUCAAUUAUUUAUAUUGUCAACUUUGUUUUUUCUUUGUUUUCCCAACCAAUCCCGUGAGGUCUUCCGCAGUGCUAUAAGGUCGCUGAAAUAGAAAUAUUCAUCAGCCACGGAUAUUAUUUUUUGGUGUUUACAUAAUUCUAUUAUAAACACUUUCUAUACAGUGCGGUAUAAUGCUUCAUUUCAACAUCAGUUGCUGAUUUGAGAGAAGUUGAAUUGGCCAACGCGAAGACGUUUUCUUCUUUCUCCUUUCGUCAGACCAGAUCCCUGAAAAAAGUGAGUGAUCGUGCCUAAUUUUUUUGCUCUCCUUUUUCAUUAUUUUUCAAUGACAACGUUAUUGUAAUUAGGUGUAAUCUACGAAUUUAAGUGAAACAUAUUUAAUUAAAGAGAGCUAACAUUUGCGUUUGCUCGUUACCUUCGAAAAUACUGCAACCCCGCUAUGAGAAAUUUGCAAGCUACUUAAAAAAGAGAUUCCACGUCCAUCUAACUGGUAAGAAAACAUUUUUCUAAAUCGGAUAUGGAGGAUAUUUCUAUAACUGUUGCUUACAAAGCUAAUUUCAAAUCUAGGGAAAAAGUACAUAGAAAACUAAUUUUCAAUGAAUUUCUAAGUUUUUAUUCACCCUAAAUGACAAAAAUUGUUACUUCACGCGGUAUGGUGGCAGUUGCAAUUAUGACAGCUGAGGCCCGUUUCAAACGUCGAUAUCUCAUGAAAAAUGUAGAUGAGCGAGAACUAUAGAUUUUACUCCUCUUGUGAAGUUCGACGUUUGAGACGGGUUUAAGUUCUCUUCGACCAAUCACUAUCAAGUAAUUAAUUGCUCUUAACUUAUCUCAAAAUGCCCCCUUAGUAUGAAGCCAUUCUGCCCUCCAUGUCAUAAGGAUUUCUUGUCGCAGUAAUUUCAUGUGAAGGCAAAAUUAGCAAUCACAAAGCUAUUAUCUGGUAUCUUAAGUAUUAUAAUUCAGUCUUUCUGUAUGCUUCGUAGCUUAGUAGAUUCGUGUGUUGUUCAGAUGUGUUUUUGGCGUCAUAAAACGAAUACUGCUCAACCCUCGCUCUCAAAGACUGUGUUCAUGAUAGUGUAUUUUUGAAGUGAAGAAACUAAAAUUUAACUUGUGAUCUCACUGCUCUCAGAUAACAUGGAUUUUUAGGUGUGAAAGAAAGAAAAAAUUUGUUUAUUUAAUUCUAAAAGUGGGCAUGUUAACUUAAAGGUCCUACUUAAUCAAUUAUUCUCAAUAACCUUUAGAAAGAAGCCAAAAAUGGUUUCCCUCGCCAAUGAAAACAAUGAACUUUAAGAAGCCAGUUCCCGUUGCCGAUUGCCCUUAGUUGGAAUCACCUGUGUUUACUACAAACGUCAAAAGUGCACCAUCUAACCUCACUGGCACUGAUUUUACAAGGUCGGGAUACAAGGAUUGAAAAAGGGAGUUAUAAAUAGUCUCAGCUUCUCAUACACUUUAAGUCCCUUUCUAUGCAGGCUUUCUAUGCAGAGUUUAGCUUGUCCGCCCUCUGUACAGGGGCCGAUCUAGGGGGAGGAUGUAGGGGGUGCACCCCCCUUCCCCCGAGAUGACCUGCGGCUUUCUAAAACAACUAGUAUUCUGUAUUAAAAUUUGUUUACGUCACCAGUUAGUUACGCCAUUGCUUAGCGGUGCACUCCUUCCUAAGAAAAAUCCUGGAUCCGCCCCUGCUUUUCGGGUAACUAAAAGAUCGCCAAACUAAGACCUAAAUUGACCUAGCUAGGUUACAAUACUAAAAACUGCGCAAAUUGGUAAAAUCUGUAGAAUCUGUAGAAUCGUUCAAUAAGUUCCCAAACAACUGUACGAGAGUCCUUAAAAUUGGUGCAGCCGUAGUGUCAAGUAGUAGCUUCCAAGGACCAGUCAAGACACCAGGAAAAAUGAGCAUAGUUAAGAUUUGAGGAAACAAAUAGCCCUGUAAUCCAAUCGGUUUUCUGGGCCUACACUCGCUUGUUUAAAGCACAGUCCUUUUUUGCCUAACACAGAAACUACUUUUAAGCUUAACCCAGAUAAACUGAAAAGUUUUAGUAAAACUAGUAUUCCAUUUCCGAGUUCCAAUAACUCUCACUUUCAAAACGAGGCCGAAUAUAAGUGCAAAACUUUUCUUGUGAAAAUUAGUUUUAUCAUGAGAAAAAAAAUGUAUUAAUACUAAAGAUUGAAAAAAACUAGCAAUACAAAAGUUUUAAAAGACACUUAACAAUACCCAGACCACGACACAAAAGUGAACCAACAAUGGUUUCCACAACACUAAGAAGUACCCAAGAUUUCACAUCAAUCGCUUCGCACUUAGCCUCACUUUGAAACAGAGGCUUACGGCAGCGGAAAUAACCUGUUAGAGUCUUAAUUUUUAUCUUUGCUGUUUUAAAUAUAUCAAUUGCUUUUCGUUGGAUUAAAUUAUUUAAGGUAAAUUAAGGUUGGCAAACAAAAUGAUUCUGACAGAUAUAUAUAUACAAUUAGUUUGUUGUUAUUGUCUUUGUUGUAUUUCCAUCCAGAUUACAUGAACACGACUUGGAUAUCCUUCAAGAUGUCUGAUCCACCUCAUGUCGCCAUAACAAUAGCAAACUCCAUAUUAAUUGUCACUUGCAUCUCGGGAAACUGUUUCGUGUGUGUCGUAUUGCUGAGAAAUAGGGACAUGAGGUACAUAAAACAAUUCUAGAAUAAUGGACUUACGCUUCAAUAACAACAGGAAGCGAUUAUGAUGUCGAGGGCGAUGAAUAAAUUAGGCUUCUGUAAAACAUCUAUUAAGCCCCCCUCUCAAAUAAGCCCCCCUCCUCCCGCUCCCCACUCUAAUAAGCUCUCCUUUUUCAGGUGAAGAAAGUUGGUAAGCCCCCUCUCCUCCCCUCCCCCUUAUUAUUAUUCACUGAUAAAUAAUACAUCGUAUUAAUCAAUCACGACUGUCAGAAGUGUAUUGCGACUGUAAAACUUUGUGUGGACUGAUCCAGGAUGGUUUAUUCGCCAACUGGAAGUUGUUUUUGAUCUUCAGCUGUGUGAUCUCCAACUUCUUGUACUUGAGCUUUUCCACUUUGCAUUCUUGCUCUUUGUGGAGAAUUCACACCAUCUUCUAUGCUAAAUUGAAUAUAAAUAUGCCCCCUCUCAAAUAAGCCCCCAAGUCUCUGUAAAGUCCCCCCCCCUCAAAUGUGUGAAAUGAAUAAGCUCUCCGGGGGGGCUUAAUAGAGGAUUUAAGGUAUGUUCGCACUAUACAUACAUGAUAGCUUUUAGCUAGGUUCACACUUUAUAUGCCGGAUAUCUUUUCCUACCGACAUGAAAAGCUAGCCGUUAUAGUAUGAGCAGCAACGCAGUAGAACUGGAACAAGUCAUUCACACACACUCGAACAGUUAUCCGAGAGGGAUUGGUGAGCCUUAAUCCUCGUCCUCACUACUGAAUAGUUACUUCCGUCUCAGCCGAUUCCAGUCCUAGCUCCUCUUUAUUCACUGCUGCUAUGGUCCGAAUACCCUUCACAAUACACCAAUGUGUGGAACAGAACAUAUCCGAUAUGUGUCUCUCCACUGUAGCUACACUACGUUACAGAAAUCGCGCCGAAAUCAUAAUUUAUUAUUUGUGAACAGAAGCCCUCUCCGGUAUAUACGGGUGUGGAAUAGCCUUAGAAAUCCCUAUGAUCUUACAAGAUCCGAGGAAGCCGACUUCAGCAGAAACGUCGCUUAAAAAGUGAAUUUGCGUUCCUUCAAUUUUCAUCGACAUUAUUCCAGCUCACUUACGUACUUUGUUAAAUUGGAGAGUUCGCUUGUAUUUGACAAGUGAGUGAGCUCUAACAAUUGCUAUCAAAAUUGAAAGAACUGGAAUUCAAAUUUUAAGCAAAGUUUUCGCCGCCGUAGCCGUCGGAUCUCAAGGUCCCUAUUCUCAACUUAUAACUUAGAUGGUCAGAGGUCAGCGAGAAGGAGGGCGGUAAUUUUUGAGCUUCGUUAAAUUUACAAUGAAUUUAGCUUAUCAAAGCUGCGUUUUCCUCUUUUUUUCUCCUUAAUUUUGGAGUAAGAGUGAGUACAAACAAAGAUUGUUGUUGUUAUUGUUGUUGUUGUUGAUGUUGAACUGUGCACCUAAUCCGCAGGAUUCCUUUCAACUAUCUACUUGUAAACCUAGCAGCAGCGGAUAUCUCUUACGCGACAUUUGCGGUACCCAAUAUCAUUUUAAGCCACCAUGUUUACCACCCUGAGGGUCUUGCUGGCACAUUAUUAUGCACAACGUUAACAGGUGGGAACUUAUCUUGGGCUGGUGGCCGUGCUUCUAUGAUCACUCUGCUUGUCAUCGCCAUUGAAAGGUACUUUGCAGUGGUUCAUCCCCAUGGAAACAAAGGAAAACUAACAAAUCGCAAACUCAAGGUUUGUGAUAUUCAAGUAUAUCGCUCAUAUUUUUCCCGCGAACGACAGAGAGGGUCACGUGACCUGACUUUUCCCGCGUUUGCCGUUUGCCGGCUGCCGUUUCAAUGCGAGGAGAAUAUUUUUCCCGUUUGGAGAAAACGCGAAAACUUGAGUAUUUCAAGCGCAAUUGUACCGACUAUUUCUUCAUUUUAGUUUAUUUUGGGUCGUAAAUUGCGCCCGUUUCGACUUUAUGAUUAAAAUUUUGAUUACGACGACUUCGACUACAAUAAUUAAUAAUGAUUUACGAUUACUAUUACGGUUACGGUUACGAUUAUGGUGAUGAUUAUGAUUACGACUGCGACUACGACAACGAAAAAAUGGGAGUCGGAAGAAUCAGAACGUUUUCAUUUUCUUCUGACUCCGCUUACGACUCGGACGUUUACGAUCAAGUGCAGAUUGUCGGGGUCGGCAGCAGAAGCGGAAGAAUACACAAUCACAAUGCUCAUUCCCACGCUUUGUGAUUGGUUUAGCCGGCCUUCCACUCCUAUCUGCGGUCGUGAGAGACGGAGUCUACGCUAUAUUCGCGAAAUAUCCCUCCGCCUUUCGGUUGGAGCCUCCUCGUUUAGCCAAUUAAAUAGAGUACUAGCCUGACUUUCAUGCCAUUGGAAUUGAAGUAUUAAGAGAACUAAAAAAUUGGACAAAUAUGGUUAAGACCGGGGUCCGUAAUAUGUCCGUUCUCAGCGACCGCAGAGCGCUGCCAUUAAAUUUAAGAAGAAAAAUCACACACCACUACCCUGCGAGCAGAGACACGCGGAAGCUCGAACUUCUGUACUAGUCAAUCUUGUUUUCUUUUGUCAAACUGGUUUUCCGAGUGCGAACUUCAGUUUAUUGACGAUAAACCGAUGUUCAUAACUGAGCGCGCCGCAUCAAGCGCAUGGCUAUUAUAAUCAUUAGGCCUGGGUUUAAACCUGUAUCACAGCAACAAGGAGCAUCUUGCCCAACACUUAGGAUCUUAGUCGAUUCAUGCAGAGUCUUUCUCGGGUACGCAGGGGUCACACAGCACAUUCACUGAUACGGAUUCAUUAAAACUGAUAAGACAGCGCUUACAAGACUAAAACUACAUCAUGAAACGAAACCCAGCUACAAAAUGAUCACAUAUUGUGAGCAUAACCGACAUUGUGACAGCUAAUCAGACCUAACCAUUGUACAUACUUUUUUUAGGUUGUUAUUCCCGGUAUUUGGAUCAUAGCAAUUAUUUAUAGAAUACCAUCCGCGAAGAGAACUUUUGAUGCCACUUCCCACUCAUGUGUUUCCUCAUUGCCAACGGAGACGAAAAAGACCACUGGUAUUGCUUUUCGUGUUUUGAAGUUUUUUCUCAUAGCAUUGUUGGUCGUGUUAUACUCCAGAGUUGUGUAUGCCUUGUGGUUCAAGCCAAGUGAUGAUGUACUCAAACAUCAGCAACGGGUAUUAGCCUUGUUAUAGCCUGAAAGUACGCUCUCAGUUCUGGACUCGAGCCGAGGCAAAGGGUCUCGCGCGACUGGGCGAGCGGCGGGCGAAGCCUUAAUCAUUCGAGCGUUAGAUUUGUUCCUCGCUCGAUUUUUAAAUGGAGAGCUUUCUUGCAGGCUAGCCUUGUAAAAAGAAGUCAAAAAUCAUCAUCAUUCUUUAUUGUAAAUGUGUCAUUAAUAUUUAGCAACGUAUCGAAAAGCAGCUAGAAAAAAAGAAUAAACGGAAGAUCAUUAUCACCACACAAAAAUAUAAUGCUUGUGUCAAUGGCAAUUCCCCAAGAGCGUCGGCUUUAACUCUACUGAAUUCGUACCUAAUUCUCUCCUUCUCUUUCAUAGUUAGCUUGAUAAUUCUCUUGCAAGUUUAAAAGUGAUCAUUAAGAGAAGAAUAAAUACUGACAGGAAAUUCUUCUCCUCAGUAGGUUUCAUUACUAUAUUGUAAUAUGGGUCGCACUCCUUAAAGUUAGGGGUCUUUAGGCUAAUUUUAAGCGAGAUCUAAAGUUCAAAGGACAUAAACGUUACUUAAAAGUUGAUUUAACUGUGUACAUUCUUACAGUGUUGGAGAAGAGCAAUAUUUGGGAGUUUAAGCAGAGAAGUUUUUGAGCAACGCACGUCAACUGGAAGUUUAGUCUUUUCAUUCCACUGUGCCUUUACGCGGCUAAAUUUGUAUUACUUAGCGUCUUACUCAUAAAGAGAAGACCUGCCUUAAAAUUAGGGCAAAACCACGGCCCGAGAAUGCGAAUAGUCUCAGUUCCGGUUGACAAUUGUCGCUCAAAAACGUCUUUGCUCACUGCUCCCUAUUGCAAGCUUGGGGUGCCUGUUCUAAUGUAUCAUUGUUUUGUACACAGACUGUACUGAGGUUGCGGAAGCGAGUCACCUUGAUGGUUGUCUCUGUCAGCGCCAUAUUUGUAAUUUCUUGGGGAGGAGACACUGUGCUGCACAUUUUGGAGGAUCGCUCCUUUAAGUUGAGUCCUUUAGCAAUUCCUAUUGCGCACGUAGUGAUUAUGUUCAACGCUGCUGUCAAUCCUUUUGCUUACGCUUUGAUAAACGAAAGAUUCAGGCAGAAGAUGAAAGAAAUGAUGUGCAGUGGUUCGCGUUCGUUGGCAACAAAGCAUUUCGUUACUUCCGCGCGUGCGCUACAUAAAAUUCCGAGAGCAAGCGUACCCGUGGUGACCGUGACGCUGGAAGAGCAGAUGAGUAAAGGUGAUGUUACACGAGACGAUUCUCAACAGCGAUUUUAA